Molecule: messenger RNA, 1683 nt
Organism: Vanrija pseudolonga
Lineage: Eukaryota; Fungi; Basidiomycota; Tremellomycetes; Trichosporonales; Trichosporonaceae
Exons: 3
Coding region: 1-1683 (560 amino acids)
Source: RefSeq, a predicted model, not a curated record
AUGCCCAUUGCUGUCGCCAAGCGCGACUCGCACCCCUCCUGCGACACGCCCCUUGUCUACCUCCUUAGCAGCACCCACCUCUCGUCCCCGAGAGCCCUCCUGAACCUCCUCCACAACGCCGAGUUCCUCACCCCGCUCAAGGACAACUGCCGGCCAACGCUGCUCCAGAACUACCCCGUCUCUCUGUGCCCCCUCGUGCGCCCGCUCGCAGCAGACACAAGACAUAUCACGCACCUGAGCUAUGCGGUCGUGUGCCAUCUUCCCGGGAGCGGGGGCUCGCCCCGCGUUGUGGCUGCAGCGAUCGUGAGCGACCGUAUCGGGGACGGCGAGUUCGACUUUCUCGACGGCGCAGGGGCAGCAGCGGCGGCGCUCAUUCCGCCCGCUACGAGCCCGCGUCGCUCCGUCUUUGGCGGCGCCACAGAGCACCCCUAUGCCUCGGCGCUGACGAUCAAGCAUGACGCGUGCCGCCUGUCUGCUGCGCUAGGCUUGGAGGUCGUCGUGUCGAAUGGCCACCGGCAUGUGCUCGCAAACUCGGACUUCGUCGGCGCGAGCUUUGGCGUCACGCGUGGAGGUGAGCCGGUGGGUCCUGUGGCCGGCGCGGGCGGCGGCGCAGUAGAGGAGCGCGGGAUGGGCCUCUGGCGGACGCUCGCCAUGCAGACCCAUGGUCGUCUGCUCGACCGCGCAAGGACCGCGGCGCACCCACCACGCACCCCAACCGGAGUUCCCCUCACCGCGUUAAGUGUCAAGACGGGGGCGCCGCUAUCACAGAAGCGCAAGCGCAAGCAGCCAGAGCCGUUACCGCUCGCCGCUCGUCUGGGCCCGCUAGCGCCGCCGCCCUCCGACUCUCCGCCGCCCCCACCGCCGCCGGCUUCUCCAGCGCCCCCGCCGCCCUCUUCACACGGCCCACAUGCGCCGGUUCACGUCCCGCCGCGUGCUAUCCACCCGCUCAACGCCCACGUCACUCGCCUCUCGUCUGUGCAUGAGACGGUGCACUUUCUCGCCCUCCCCGCCUUCCGCGAGCUGCUCGUGCCGGGUGCGAAGCCUUGGCUCCGGAGUAACUGGCCAGUGCCCGAUCUGCCCGACGAGCCGGCGCGCGAGAAGCCCCGCGUGCUGUCCUUUGCCAUCGUGUACUCUGCGCCCGAACACGCCGGUGACGAUGCCGCCCCAGAUCCUACGGCGCCAGCAGUCCACGUUGCUGCCGGCGCGGUAGUCACGAAGACGCUCACCGACGCCGACUUUGACUUCCUCGACUCGCUCUUCCUCCCCCCGAGCGCGGGGAUCAGUGGCGAGAUCCCCGCGUCGCCUGCGCCCACGGUGCCAGUGUUCACCGUCAGCACGGCGAGCGGUCGCCAGGCGAUAACGUACACCGACAAGCGGUGGCGCGCCCUCAAGUUAGUGUACGACGGGAUUGACAUGGCGCGCGCGCUCGGCCUCGGGGUGUGGCUGUCCAACGGGCGGCGUAGCGUACGCUGUGCCGCCGCCGGGGCGAGCGCGAGCUUCGGCACACGAGCCGACGGGACCCUCGUGGAGGACAAGCGCGAGGAGGAAGCUGGGCGUGAAGUCGGCGAGAUUGUCGAGGUACAUCGCCCGGGCAGUGGUGGGAGCCGUCGCUCCUCAGCGGCGUGGACCGACGGCGUGUUUGGGUUGAUGGUCGGCGACGCGUUCUGGGCCAUGAGGAGGUAG